This is a messenger RNA of Somion occarium, 2144 nucleotides long. The record is from the annotation of a GenBank genome assembly. NCBI's taxonomy places the organism in Eukaryota, Fungi, Basidiomycota, Agaricomycetes, Polyporales, Cerrenaceae.
GCCAGACGCCUACUUCUCCCCUCACCGCGUUCCACCAUGUCCGAAAAGUCGCAAGCUUUCGCGGCAAAGCUUAAAAACGAAGGAAACGUCUUGUUCACAAAGAAGCGGUAUGCCAAUGCCUAUACCAAAUACUCUGAAGCAAUCGUACAGGAUGAGCAGAAUGCUGUACUCUUUGCCAAUCGAGCAGCGUGCUCUCUGCACCUGGGAAAAUACCUUGACGCGUCGAUGGACUCACAUAAAGCCGUGAGCCUGGAUCCGUCGUAUUCAAAAGCGUGGGCGCGUCUUGCAAAAGCGGAGGCUGCUCUUGGAGAGUAUGAAGAGAGCGCCAAGCAUUGGGAGAAAGCAUUGUCGACGCUUCCCACCGAGAACCUCACUCCAGCUGAACUCAGACAGAAACAGGAGUUCACUGCAGAACUGAAGAUAAUGAGGGAGAAGGUUAAAGCACUCAAACAAGGAGAAACAGCAGCCUCGCUGUCUGGCGUAAUCCCUGAUCAAGCACCUUUUCGCCGUGCACUGACCAUGGAAUCUGAGUUGCGAAGUCGCAGUACCGAAAAACAAGGAAGUAGUCGCAUCGAUAUAGCUUGGGUUUUGCUUGAAGCAUAUAAGGACUUCAGUAAUGGCAUAAACAACAUGAAGGCCUUAAAUCAACAAGCUUCAGGUCCUACUACGUUUACAGUGGGACACUUAGGUCCUCUCACGGACAUCACAAAUGGAAUCUUGCGGGAUUAUCGCGUGUUCCAUAUCGAGGAUCCUAAUUUCUUGGAUGUGUACAACAAACAAGUGAUAUUCGAAGCGCAGAAGUGGGGUGCUCUGACUGAAGGAGGCCCCGAGCACAUCACGUCGGAGAUGUUGAAGCUUCAACAAAGCGAUGGGUGGAAUGUAGUUCGCCCUGCUUUAUCAACCACGAUGCGAGCAUAUUUCAUGCGAGGAUUCCUAGAAGGACGCCUGAAACGAAAUCAUGAAGCUGAGUAUGAAUUCCUUGAACGUGUCCUGGAGAUAUUGCACUGGGGUAAUACGGGUCCUUGGAAGUCUGUGUCAACCAAAGACAAAGGUGUCAUCUUCGAGAAGACGUUUAUUCGAGGCAUCCGUGUCCUGCACAUGGAGGCAUGUAUGAAUGUGUAUGCCAAGGGUCCCGGUCCAAACGGUGCAUCCCUUAUCAAGAAGAUGUCUGCCGAAGCUAAGGGAGUUUUACGCGAGUUGGAAUCUGCUGAGGAGGAGAUUGCGGGCAAGACCCUUGACCCCGGUUUUGUCUCAUCUUUCUACAUCUAUCCGAGAGGUUACGCACAUGCGAUGAUCGGCUUCUGUAAUUUGCAGAUGGUUUCUCUCGUGGAGCGGACGGUCGAAGCCAUCGAACCACGCUUGCGUCAAGCCGCCAAGUCGUACUUGGAAGCGGCAGACCAUUUCCCAAUAGACGACGAGAAUCAUGUUUGGUUCCUGAACAGCGCUAUUACAAGCCUAUGGAGAUGCGGCACGCCAAUUAAAGAUACUCUACCCAUCAUGGAGAGAAUACGGCUUGCGAUUCCCGAGAUGAAGAAGAUCUGGGAACAUUCUGCUAUGUCGCAGUCAGGUAGAGAUCAGGCUCUACAGCGUGUCUUGUGGGCAGAGGAAGAUGUGCUCGAAGGGUUGGCCAGUGGUUAUCUUUCCUUUUCUCCGCCAUGCGAAGAGAAAGCAUGGGAUAGAGGUCACUAGCUUUCUUGGUACACGAACGGGCUGAGUCUGCUAGUGGAUUGCAUCUCGUUGUGCGUCCUUACCCCUGUAUUUCGAUAAGGCUCCCAUCCUGCAAUAUGUAGCAUUCAUUGCUUCGAAUACACCCACCCCUCGUUCUUGACUGUUUACCAUUCCGGGACGAGAGCUUCACUUCGGCAACAUCCGUCCAGGAUCCCAUAAAAAGCAUUCACUCGAACUUCCCUUUUUUCUCUCUACGACAAGCUUCCAAUCCAACCUCGCUAGUCUCUACCGCCAUACCGACAGUCGAGGUCUGGGGCCGGAUACUUUCCUCCCUCGAAGAGCGCCUUUUGAAUUAUUCAGAGUGGUGCUUGAGGCCGCGUGGAGGUGGUUUGUUUUGUCAGAUUGACUUGGAUGUUGGGAUUACGGCAUCCUACAUAUAUUUCGAACAUUUUUGAGUAUAAAGUGUAACACUGUGG